Funneliformis mosseae is the source of this 390-nucleotide messenger RNA. Lineage: Eukaryota; Fungi; Glomeromycota; Glomeromycetes; Glomerales; Glomeraceae. The record is from the annotation of a GenBank genome assembly.
AUGAUCUCAAAACCUCCAGCAAUUGAUGAUAGUAUUAAUCAUGAACAACCACCAGUUCAUGUAAAUACGACUAAUGGACAACAAUUGUUACCCUUUCCUGUAAAUGAAAAUAUAAUGGCAACUUCAAGCAUCAUUAAUCGAAGAUCUUCGUUACAAAAUCUAGAUGAUGUAUUGGAAAAUUUUAAAAAUGAUAUGCUUCAUGUCUUUGAUCGCAGGACCGAAAAAGAAACUUGUAUGAGAUAUGUGAUUUCACCACAAUAUAAUCAAGGGGCAUACCGAGGAUAUUUUUCUUUAAAUGAUAAUUCAACUUUAUUUACUUUUCCUAAACUUAAUGAAGAACGGUUACAUAGUUUAACAUUACAAGUGGUGGCCGAUUUUAAUACUUCCUAA